Molecule: messenger RNA, 879 nt
Organism: Maudiozyma saulgeensis
Lineage: Eukaryota; Fungi; Ascomycota; Saccharomycetes; Saccharomycetales; Saccharomycetaceae
Source: the annotation of a GenBank genome assembly
AUGGUUGAUCCCAGUAAAUCGGGAAAGGAUAAAGUUAGGUCCAAUACUUUUCAUCAUUUUAAAAAGCUACAAUCUGAAAAAAAUCCUGAGAGAAGUAAUAUAUCAGUUAGUAAAAAUGGUGGUGUACCAAUAGUUUUCCAUAAAUUUGCCCAGGAUUAUGCAGGGACAGUUGUACAGAAGGAUAUGGUUGAAAAUUUAUCUAUGAACAGAACAUUGAAGGAAAAGAUGGAGCAUCAGGAACAAGUGUUGACGACGAAUAACUCGCAUCAAAAGAUAAGCCAGGUGAAUAAUGAUGUUGUAAUGGGGGAUAAUAAUAAUUUGGUAAUCAAACUUGAUCCACGCUAUAAUGCUAAUUUAAAGACAAAUAAGAUUAGACGCCACUUCUUGAGACGUCGACAUCCAGAGAUCGAAAGCAAUAAUAUGGUUAAGGUUAUUGACGGACGAAUAAAUGGGAGCAUAUCAAAUAAGAAUAAAAUUAAAAAAGUGUCAUUCGUUAACAACGUGGGCAAACAUACUGAGAAGACUCGGGAGUCAGUACUAACCGCUACUGGGAUAAGUACAGUAUCUGAGGGAGAGAUACCAUUAAAUGAAUCUUUUUCUGCCAGAAUUCCUCAUAAAAAAAAUAAUUCUAAUGUCAUGGCUGUUCAUCAAAAUGGUGAAUUAAACGUAGCGUCUAGUAAAGGCCGGAAUCAAAUAAAAUCUAAGAUAUCUCUAAACGAAUUUGAAUGUUUCGAUACUUAUAGGAACAAACAGCCAAACUUGACUGGAAAAUUUAUUUCAGACUCGAAAGUUAAACUUAAUAAAUCUCAACCUAAACCUCCUGUAAUAAAUGGUUACUCUACGUACACUUUCAAAGUUAAUUUGAAGGAUCAAAAAUAG